Messenger RNA from Jatropha curcas, 1332 nucleotides. The record is from RefSeq and is a predicted model, not a curated record. NCBI's taxonomy places the organism in Eukaryota, Viridiplantae, Streptophyta, Magnoliopsida, Malpighiales, Euphorbiaceae.
UAUACAUUCAUACGAACCUCUCCUUCCAUUCCCAUAUACCUCAAAAUUUAAGCUUUCUCCUAUGGAAACCAAAUCAAAACAUAUCAAAGGGAGAAAAAAUAGUAAUGGUGGUGAUAAUCAAAAUGAGUCCUUUGAUACUGACAAGGAAACCCUAUUACCAGGUCUCCCCAAUGACCUUGGUCACCUCUGUCUCACCUCUGUCUCUCCUACUCUCCUUUUCUCCGUCUGCCAUGCAUGGCGGCGAGUUCUUUACUCUCACUUCUUGACUCCCUUUUAUUGGCUUUAUGUUCUCCUCUCUCCGCCACCAUCUUCGAAUGCAAAUAAUUCUAUAGAGUUUUUCUCUCUAGACCCGUUAUCUUCCACAUGGCACCCACUUCCACAUCCUCCGAAAAACCCUCCGCUUCAUCUUCUUCAUCGACAUCCUUCAUUUUUAUCAAGAAAUCUCCCAAUUCAAACCCUAACAGUCUCUGAUCAUCUUGUUCUCAUGGCAGGCACAACUUACAGUUUUGUCCCUGCACUUUCUAGACCAUUACUUUUUCACCCAGAGACAAAAACCUGGUUUUACGGUCCACCAUUCACCAUCCCCCGCCGCUGGUGUGCCACCGGCUCAGUAGGUAGUACCGUUUACCUGGCGAGCGGUGUUGGGUCCCACUAUAAUGGUGACGUGGCAAGGUCAAUGGAAAAAUGGGAAAUGAAAGGUGAAACAGAGAACUGGAAAUGGGAAAAAAUGGCGGCAUUGAAAGAUGGUAGGUUUAGUAGAGAAGCAGUAGAGGCAGUAGGGUUUAAAGGGAAGCUCUGUAUGGUUAGUGUUAAAGGUAAUGCACCGAAAGAUGGUUGGGUUUUUGAUGUUAUGGCUAACCAAUGGGAGAAUAUGCCAACAGGAAUGCUCGCCGGAUGGAAGGGUCCAGCGGCGACAAUGGAUGAACAAGUGAUUUACGUGGUGGAUGAGGUGAAAGGAACGUUAAAUGAGUAUAUUGAUGAAAAGGAUUGUUGGCAAACGGUGAUUGAGUCGCCAGAGCUUAAAGGGGCAGAGCAGUUAGUUGCAAGGAGAGGAAAAGUUUGUGUCGUUUGUAGAAAUGGAGAAAGGAUUGUGGUGGUUGAUGUGGUGGCUGUGCCUGUUGCUAGAGUUUGGGUGGUGGAGCCGCCGUCUGGACAGGAAGUGGUUGCUAUUCAUAUCUUGCCAAGAAUGAGUAAAUGCGUUGAGGAUUAAUUAAUUCAUGUAUGAAUAGACAUCACGUGUGGUUUAAUCUGUGUUAUGUGCAUAUAUUAUCGAUCUAUGAGGUUUGCAGUGUAAUUGGCCAAUUAUAUCAUUAGAUUGUUUUUUUUUUUUUU